Pteronotus mesoamericanus is the source of this 3100-nucleotide messenger RNA. RefSeq names its product RCC1 and BTB domain containing protein 1 (gene RCBTB1). Gene Ontology annotation, molecular function: protein binding. Lineage: Eukaryota; Metazoa; Chordata; Mammalia; Chiroptera; Mormoopidae. The coding region runs from base 193 to 1854 and encodes 553 amino acids. The transcript is spliced from 12 exons. The record is from RefSeq and is a predicted model, not a curated record.
CCUCCCACACCUCCCCUCUUGGCUGGCCCUGGGCACCGCGGCUGGGUGGUGUUUCUUCGGCCAGCCAAUCUUCCGAGCUUCCCGAGGCGCUGGCGGCGGCUGGGCUCGGCGGACAGCAACUGGCAGUGGCUGGCCUCCCAGGUAGCCGCAGAGAUGUCAGCAUAUUUAUAGGAAUUGCCUGAAGUCAGAGUCAUGGUGGAUGUAGGGAAGUGGCCAAUCUUCACUCUGCUCUCACCUCAAGAAAUUGCAUCUAUUCGGAAAGCAUGUGUCUUUGGCACCUCAGCCAGUGAAGCACUGUAUGUUACUGACAAUGAUGAGGUCUUUGUGUUUGGACUGAACUAUAGUAACUGUCUAGGAACUGGAGAUAACCAGAGUACACUUAUCCCCAAAAAGCUAGAAGCCUUAUGUGGAAAGAAGAUUAAAAGCCUUAGUUAUGGCAGUGGACCACAUGUUCUUCUCAGCACUGAAGAUGGAGUUGUUUAUGCCUGGGGCCACAAUGGAUAUAGCCAGCUUGGGAAUGGGACAACCAACCAAGGCAUUGCUCCCAUUCAAGUCUGUACCAAUCUCUUGAUCAAGCAAGUGGUUGAAGUAGCUUGUGGCUCACAUCAUUCAGUGGCUCUGGCAGCUGAUGGAGAGGUAUUUGCUUGGGGCUAUAACAACUGUGGCCAGGUGGGAUCUGGAUCCACAGCAAAUCAACCAACUCCUCGCAAAGUUACAAACUGUUUACAUAUUAAGAGGGUAGUAGGCAUUGCCUGUGGUCAGACCUCAUCCAUGGCUGUUCUGGACAAUGGUGAGGUAUAUGGCUGGGGUUACAAUGGCAAUGGUCAGCUGGGCUUGGGAAACAAUGUCAAUCAGCUGACCCCUGUGAGAGUAGCAGCUUUGCACAGUGUGUGUGUGAACCAGAUUGUCUGCGGCUAUGCACACACUCUAGCACUAACAGAUGAGGGCUUGCUCUAUGCCUGGGGAGCUAAUACGUAUGGGCAGCUGGGAACUGGCAAUAAAAAUAACCUGCUAAGCCCAGCACACAUCAUGGUGGAGAAAGAAAGGGUAGUAGAAAUUGCAGCCUGCCACUCUGCCCACACAUCUGCUGCCAAGACUCAGGGUGGGCAUGUGUACAUGUGGGGCCAGUGCCGGGGCCAGUCAGUGAUCCUGCCUCACCUUACCCACCUCUCCUGCACGGAUGACGUGUUUGCCUGCUUUGCCACUCCCGCCGUCUCCUGGCGCCUUCUGUCUGUAGAGCAUGAAGAUUUUUUAACAGUUGCAGAGUCCCUGAAGAAAGAAUUUGACAGUCCAGAAACAGCUGAUCUAAAGUUUCGAAUUGAUGGGAAAUAUAUCCAUGUCCAUAAAGCUGUUUUGAAAAUCAGGUGUGAGCACUUUCGAUCCAUGUUCCAGUCUUAUUGGAAUGAAGAUAUGAAAGAAGUGAUAGAAAUAGACCAGUUUUCUUACCCAGUGUAUCGUGCCUUUCUCCAAUUCCUCUACACAGACACAGUUGACCUUCCGCCUGAAGAUGCUAUAGGUACUUCAGCCACAUUGGGAGUGGCCAAAUCACAUGGCCAGAAAUAUAUCUCCUCCUCUUCUUAUGGCCUUUUGGAUUUGGCGACGUCUUACUGUGAAAACAGACUGAAAAAACUUUGUCAGCGCAUUAUCAAGCGAGGAAUCACCGUGGAGAAUGCCUUUUCAUUAUUCUCUGCUGCAGUCAGAUAUGAUGCAGAGGAUUUAGAAGAAUUCUGCUUUAAGUUUUGCAUCAAUCAUUUGACAGAAGUUACACAGACUGCAGCAUUUUGGCAAAUGGAUGGCCCUCUGCUAAAGGAAUUCAUUGCUAAAGCCAGUAAAUGUGGAGCCUUUAAGAACUGAAGCCAAGGCUGCUGGGUUUUGUGUGAGUCCUCUGGGACAUUGGUGAUGGUGUGUCCUUUGUGCUCCACUGGUGAUAUAAUUCUGCAGGUAAAAAACCAUCAGGUUGUGUUUUUUAUCUGAGACAUAGUUCUCUGUGUAGGCAUAUAUGAAGGAUGUAUGGCUUUUCCUGAACCUACUUUAAACAACUCUUGUUUCUAGAUAUGUAUAUUUUAAAUGUGACUAUAGGUUUGACUGGAACAUUGUAAAAGGCUGAAAGUUUAGCUUGUUAUUUCUUUGUUUUUUAUUAGGGGAAUUUCUGAUCUUGGAAAGGGGAAGUUUGUGGCAAUUCUCCUAUAGGGCUCAUGUAUCAACAAUCCUUUUGACAUUAGGAGUUGGAAUAGUUUGUGAAUUGUGAGGUAGACAUAGAGGCCCCACCAUGAAUUAUAGAUGCUGACGUUGGGGCUUGUUGAAGUGUUUAAUUAGUUGCUAGUUCAACUGCCUUACUGUGAAGGAAUAGUUGAGAUCUUUUGAGGCUUUUGUUUCUGUGUUUGCCCUAUUGAUGGACUUUUUCUUAAUGGUGUAUGAAAAUAAUAGUUUAAUGUGAGAUAAGUCUAUUGAAAUAAUAAUUAUGUAAAGAAAUUUCUAGGUUAGCCAAGAUUUCCCUUAAGACUUAAGCACAUAAAGAGUAGUAAUUUAAAACUGUAAAAAGUUGAUAAUGAGAGAAACUUUGGACAAGGAUAAAUAUUUUAUAAAAUUAGAAUUCCACUGUUAUUUAAUGAUGUUUUAUUUCUAUUAAAACUUGAGAACUCAAGCUUAAAUUGCCCCUCAGUCCUGGCUGGUGUGGCUCAGUGGAUUGAGUGCCAGCCUGUGAGCCAAAGGGUCGCUGGUUCGAUUCCCAGUCAGGGCACAUGCCUGGAUUGCAGGCCAGGUCCCCAGUAGGGGGCAUGCGAGAAGCAACCACACAUUGACGUUUCCCUCUUUCUCCUUCACUUUCUCUAAAAAUAAAUAAAUAAAUCUUUUAAAAAUUUUCCCCUUACCUACACCUUUCCCUUGUAAAUGCAAAACAUAAGAGGAAAAAUAAUGACAUUCAAUAUAUUCUUGCCUUCCUAAAUUGUGGCUGUUAAAUCAUCAGGUCUGCUACAUCUGACUUAAAGUAGAGGUUCUUAAAACCAGCUCUCUUGCAGGACUUGAUGGAAUUUGUUUUAUGAUUUAUCUAGGCCAAAUCCAUCACUAGUUUGCUUAUUUGAAACUUUGCUAGCUUUAACUU